Molecule: messenger RNA, 1587 nt
Organism: Nicotiana tabacum (common tobacco)
Lineage: Eukaryota; Viridiplantae; Streptophyta; Magnoliopsida; Solanales; Solanaceae
Source: RefSeq, a predicted model, not a curated record
UAUACGCUUCAAUAAAAAAUACCACAUAUGAUGAGUGGAGUUUAAAAUGCUCAUAAGGGCAGACAAGUUUGGUUGGUAAAUUUGCAAGUACGAAGCACGACAAAGCUGGUCUAUUCUGCCUUUAAAAAUUAAUAGUACUGCAAGUUUUCAAAAGUAUCAAAAUUUAGAUCCCUCAACAGUCAACACUCAAAGCUCUUUUCACCAUGUUCAAUCCCCUCCAACGUAUCCCACUCCUCUUGUUCUUCCUCUCACUCUCCACUAUCUCUGCCUCCGAAUCAGACACACCCAUUUCCCGUUUCCAAAAUUACCUCAGAAUCAACACCGCCCACCCUAACCCAAACUACACUUCCCCCAUCACUUACCUCAUCAACUUCGCCAGCUCCAUCCCAAACCUCCACUCCAAAGUCCUCCACCUAACCCCCACCAUACCCCUCCUAUUGUUAACCUGGCCCGGUACCUCCAACCCUUCACUUCCCUCCAUUCUUUUCAACUCCCAUCUCGACUCCGUCCCCGCCGAGCCCGAAAAGUGGACCCACCCACCCUUUUCAGCUCAUAAAACUUCCGAUGGAAGAAUCUUUGCGCGUGGCGCCCAGGACGAUAAGUGCAUUGGCAUGCAGUAUUUGGAGGCAAUCAAAGCGAUACAGAGCAAAGAUCCCGACUUUAAACCUAUAAGAAAUGUUCAUAUAUUAUACGUUCCCGAGGAGGAGGUGGGUGGGUUUGAUGGGAUGGGGAAGUUUGUGGAGACUAAAGAGUUUAAAGAGUUAAAUGUUGGGUUUGUGAUGGACGAGGGACAGGCUUCAACUAAUGAUGAGUUUAGGGUGUUUUAUGCUGAUAGGACACCUUGGCAUAUGGUGAUUAAGGCUGUUGGAACACCUGGACAUGGGUCAAGAUUGUAUGAUAAUACUGCUAUGGAGAAUUUAAUGAAGAGUAUUGAGGUUAUUACUAAGUUUAGGGAGUCUAAGUUUGAUAUAGUCAAGGCUGGAUUGGCUGCUAAUUCUGAAGUCAUUUCUGUGAAUCCAGUGUUUCUCAAGGCUGGAAUUCCUUCCCCAACUGGAUUUGUAAUGAACAUGCAACCCUCUGAAGCUGAGGCAGGAUUUGAUAUUAGGAUGCCACCAACGGCUGAUCCACAGCUUAUGAGGAAGAUAAUUGAAGAGCAAUGGGCACCAGCUUGGAGGAACAUGACAUAUGAGAUAACCGAGAAAGGAUUCCUGAGGGACAACAUGGGAUGUCCUUUGAUGACACUCACUUCCGAUUCCAACCCUUGGUGGUCUGUUUUUAAUGAAGCUGUUACUAGAGCUGGGGGCAAACUCUCCAAGCCUGAAAUAUUAGCGUCGACAACUGAUGCUCGAUUCAUGAGACGACUGGGAAUUCCCACCUUUGGUUUCUCCCCUAUGAAGAACACCCCCAUCUUACUGCAUGACCACAAUGAGUUCCUCAAGGAUACUGUUUACUUGGAGGGGAUUAAGGUCUAUGAAUCCAUAAUAAAGUCAAUAAGUUCCUUUGAGGGAUCUUAUGAACACUGGUGUAAUGCAGUUUCUCAACAAUGAAGCUUUUGAAAACUUGGUAUGAUAUUCAUCUCUUUUUUUG